Messenger RNA from Oncorhynchus mykiss (rainbow trout), 905 nucleotides. Lineage: Eukaryota; Metazoa; Chordata; Actinopteri; Salmoniformes; Salmonidae. The record is from RefSeq and is a predicted model, not a curated record.
AAUAAUCACAUCUCAUCUCUCUCACAGACCAGAGACGGCAUCACCAUGGAGUUUUCACCCUCUACCCCCAACACCACCCAGAACUCCAACACCACCACAACCGUCCACUACACCCAGACUAACCGUUUCGGCAGCCGAUGCAAGUCUCUAACCUACAAUAUCUCACUCAUCAACGACAACAGCACCUUCCAGUUCGACGUGGGGGGCCGAUUCAACCUCACUGGGGUCUUCCUGGAGACCUCCUGCCCAGACUGUCUGGUGAUGAAGUGGGAGGUGAGCUCCAGGAGGAGGGAGUCUACGGACCUGUACCUGCUGAGGAAGACGGAGGGUGGGAGAGAGGUGGAGGAAGAGGAGAUGGAGGAGUUCAGGAAACAAGUGGAGUGUAUGGGGCUGCCGCCACCAGUGGUGAUGGAGCCAGGGAAUGCCCUCUGUGGUUCCUAUGAGCUCCCCUGGAAACACUGAGGAGGAGGAGAAGACGAAGACGAAGCUCGAUCAGUGUGAUCAGAGAGUGGGGGCCGUGAGACCGAUGUAGAGACACGUUUUCUGUCAUCUGUUUUGUAAUCCAACAUUUCUGUGUUUACUGUUUGUCGAUGACCUGUAGAAUUUUGAGGGGGAAAAAAGAUGCAGGAUUUGUCAUAUUAUUCUGUCUUCUUUGCCUCUUUAACAGAUGUAAUUUCGUUCACAGACUGAUUUAAUGUCCCAGAGCUGAAGCUAAUUCACAGAGACAGUGGGAUCCAGCAGGAAUGUCAGGACGUCAUUAGGACCGCUCCAAACUCUAUGCACAAUGGGAAAGAAAAGUAUUUUAUAAUUGGAUUACUUUUGUAUAAUUUGGCAUAACCUCAUUUGUCCAUGCAUUAAAGUGCUCAUACAGUUAAUUCUCAGAUUAAACUGGAUGGAACAGUGAA